Molecule: messenger RNA, 1944 nt
Organism: Trichogramma pretiosum
Lineage: Eukaryota; Metazoa; Arthropoda; Insecta; Hymenoptera; Trichogrammatidae
Gene: Naam
Exons: 4
Coding region: 236-1423 (395 amino acids)
Molecular function (GO): calcium ion binding
Source: RefSeq, a predicted model, not a curated record
UAACCUUUUAUCUCGUUUCCACAUUGGAACUCGGAAAACUAUACAAGUCGUCUGUCCUACUGUGCUGUGUGCAUGCUGUGCACGCCUCGCGCUCGUUUGUUUGUUUACUUGUUGCUAUUGCUACACGCAGAGCCCGCGAGAGAUAAGGACACACUGUUUUUUGCCUCGAGAUUCGAUCAACGUGUGUGGUUUCGUGAACCGGUGCAACGAUCAUCUCCCCCGAACAAGAUCCAGUAUGCGCGGCUGCGGCGAGCAGGUAAACGGCGACGGCGACAACAGUGGCAGUCGAACAACAGCGGCAGCCGCUACCGACGAAGAAGCAGAUUACGACGACGAUCUGGCGGAGAUCGAGGUAAAUUAUUCGGACGACGUCUCGGGCGACGACAUGGAGGCCUGCUUCAAAGUCUUCGACAAGGACCAGGACGGCUAUCUGAAUCAGGCCGAGUUCGAUCUGCUGUGCAAGGCCCUGUUUAGGAACGAGCAGGGCAAGGUCUAUCCGCUGGACGAGGACGAGCUUAAGGACGUGUUCGAGGUGUUCGAUACCGAUGCCAAUGGAUUGAUCGAUAAGAAGGAGUUCGAGAUGUGCUGGUACAAGUGGAUCAAGGCGUGCACGCGGCCCAAGUGCGCCCUGCUGGUGGUCGACGUGCAGAACGACUUCAUCACGGGCUCGCUCAACAUACGCAAGUGCGCCGCGCGCCACGACGGCCACGAGGUCAUAGCGCCGAUCAACAAGCUCCUCGAGCAGGUCGCCUUCGACUCGGUCUUCUACUCGCUCGACUGGCAUCCCGCGAAUCACGUCUCGUUCAUCGACAAUCUACAUCUGCGUGAACUGGACGAGUCGUGCAAGGCGCGCAAGGACGAGGUGAUGGUCUACGACACGGUGACGUUCAAGGGCCCGCCCCAGGUUAAACAGCGACUGUGGCCGCGCCACUGCGUCCAGGACACGUGGGGCGCCGAGAUCCACGCCGAUCUCAAGAUCGUCGACCGUGCCGUCAAGGUGUACAAGGGCACCAAUCCGGAGGUCGACUCCUACUCCGUCUUCUGGGACAACAACAAGCUCUCGGAGACGACACUGUCGGCGCAGCUGCGCGAGCGCGGCAUCACCGACAUAUUCGUCUGCGGCGUGGCCUACGACGUGUGCGUCGGCGCCACCGCCGUGGACGCCCUCGUGGCCGGCUACAGGACGGUGAUGAUCGACGACUGCUGUCGGGGCGUCGAUCUCGACGACAUCGAGCGCACCAAGUCGAUGGUCUGUCACAUGCACGGGGUAAUAGCCCACUCGGAUCAGGUGAAGAACAUGGUGCAGGGUAAGGACAGGAGAGCCGAGUUGGGAUACAAGCUCGCCAUGGAGAUCAAGAAGAAGAGAUUGAAGAAGAUCGAGGAGAGGGAGAAGGCAAAGACGGAGUCGGAGGCGCAGCAUUGAGAGACGUUAGCUGAGGUGUUAUUGUAAAAAUUGAUGAUGAUUAUUACGUGAUGGGUAGGCAAAUUGUUUAUAUAUAUAGGUAGGUAGGACGUUCCAUGCGCACUCGAGUCAGGGAUUAGACUGCAAAUGAACAAAUUUUAACAGAACAAAAAUAACAAAAAUUUGUACGUAGAAUUGUACUUUUUCUUAAAAAUUGUGUAAAAUAUAACAUAUUGAACCUAGAGCUUUAAGAGGCACUAAUGAUAAAAUAGCACUACGUUGAUUAAAAUCUCAAUACAAUUAGAUCUGAAUUAUUUCAAUUAUUUAAAGAUAUAGACCUUUCAGCAAUAAGUAGGGAAAUUUGACUCGAAUAAUGUACAAACUAAAGUAUAUCUAUUCCAAAUGUCAAUAAAAUGAUGUUCAACUAGUAUUAUUAGUUUACUUUGAAGUUAGAGAGCAAAUGUUUUUUGUGAUUAUAUCGACUUGUAUAGAAGUGAUUGUUUUUUUGAAUAAAUAAACCAGUUCUUCUUUUUUUUAAAGUA